AUGAUGGCAUCCCACACUACUCUUGAAGUGAAAUUUUUGAAGCUUCUAGAGGCAAGGCAAAUUCCCCAAACCUUACGCCCCAAGAUCCAAAAGGUUCCACAGUAUCUCCGAAAUAAAAAUAUUUUUGACAAGCAUUACUCACCCAAGUCGGUGUCAAUAGGUCUAAUUCACUAUGACAAUCAAAAUCUCAAGUUAGGAGAGAACUAUAAGCUUACUUUGGCAGCAAAAUACAUCAGAAACACCCAUCACACUCCAGAAUCUCUACACCAAAAGAUUGCCGAUCACAUUGAUGAACUCAAGGGUCUUUUUGCCGAGGAUGUUUUAGCUUUAGCCAGUACCGCAGAGUCUCUAAAAGGCUUCCGCAGCCUUGAAGAAAAGUUGUCAUGGUUGUUGUUCGUGGAUGGAUGUUUUUUGCUCUAUAUUUUGGAUGUCAAAGUGAAUAGUGUAUUUGAUGAUCAGGAAGAUAUGAAUAAUAUUAAGUUUGAUCAACUUUUUUAUCUUGUGAUGAUGGAUGUCCUUUUGUUGGAGAAUCAACUUCCUUUUCUAGUACUGAAGCUGUUGUGGAAAAAUGACAAUCAGAAUGAAUUAAUAUAUACUAUGAUGAAUUUUCUCACAUAUUAUCAUUGGACCAUAGGACAUAGUCAAAUGAAAUUACUGAAUGUGUCAGAGCAGCCACCAGCUCAUCUUCUUGAUCUUCAGCGUAAAUUGAUCCUCCUUUAUUCUAAACCCAAGACGAAGGAAGAAAGUGUAAGAUAUUCAAAAUCAAAAGAACACAUUUGGUUAACAGUCAGGAACAUAGAAGAUCUAACUGCAGGAGGAGUAAAUCUUAAACCAAGCUGGUCAACACGGCCAACUGACAUAGAGUUUUCGGAGGGUUGGUUUUCUGCGGAACUGACUCUUCCUGAGAUUUAUGUGGAUGAUAAGUCUGCUUCUUCUUUCGUAAACCUAAUAGCGUAUGAGAUGUGUCCAGAUUUUAAGAACGACUACGGAAUAAUUUCAUUUGUGGUUUUCAUUGACACUCUCAUUGACCAUGCGAGAGAUGUGAAGAUAUUGAGAUCACAAGGUAUUUUGGUGAAUGCACUUGGGAGAGAUGAGGAUGUUGCUGAUUUUUUCAGCAUCAUAAGUACUGAUUUGAUAUUUAACCCAGACACAUAUGUCGAAGUUAUAGCUAAAAUACACUACAAUCACUUUAAUAAAGGUCAUAUAUGGUUUGCGCAGGGUUAUCGCACAUAUUUCAGCAAUCCUUGGUCUAUCAUAGGUUUUCUUGCUGCGUUUAUUGCACUUGCUCUCACUUUCGUUCAAGCAUGGUUUUCCAUUUUUCCACGCUAG
This is a messenger RNA of Vicia faba (fava bean), 1329 nucleotides long. NCBI's taxonomy places the organism in Eukaryota, Viridiplantae, Streptophyta, Magnoliopsida, Fabales, Fabaceae. The record is from the annotation of a GenBank genome assembly.